Bactrocera latifrons is the source of this 5201-nucleotide messenger RNA. RefSeq names its product tonsoku-like protein. Gene Ontology annotation, molecular function: protein binding. The record is from RefSeq and is a predicted model, not a curated record. The transcript is spliced from 9 exons. NCBI's taxonomy places the organism in Eukaryota, Metazoa, Arthropoda, Insecta, Diptera, Tephritidae. The coding region runs from base 163 to 4398 and encodes 1411 amino acids.
CACAAAAUUGAUCGGUUGCAACACCAUAUCUAAUUGUUUACGAAAAUUGCGCCCAACCAGCAAAUUAAGUGAAGUAGUAUUUUGCAAGAAAUCAUACUGUGCAAUUUAUUUAAUUAUUGUCGUCUAUAUGAAUUAAUACAGUUGGAGUACAAACAAUAACUUAUGGACGAAAAAAAAUUUAUCAAACGGAAGGAGAAGGCGCGAAGUGAAGGUAAUACUCAACAACUGGCCGUUUGCUGCAACAAUUUGGGAGAUUUCUACAAUCAGCAGGGAAAAUACCAAAAUGCCAUGCGCGAAUAUUUACAGGAGGCAGAACUUUACGCCAAACUGGGAAAAAAAUUGGAAAUGGCGAAAGCGCAUAGAAUGACUGGAGAAAUGUAUAUGUUGCUUAGUGAAUUUGGCGAAGCCAAAGAGCACAUACACCUUUACCUCGAUGUUGUUAAAAGACUACGUAAUAAGGUGGAAGAGCAACGUGCUUACGCUACAUUGGGACGGGCACACUUAUUGCAUGGGCAAAGCACCACAGAAAGUGCUUCGAUCACUAUGGAUCAGUUAAGGCAAGCUGAACGUGCUUUUCUAAAGAGUUUGCUGCUAAUAAAGGAACUUUCAGGGCAAAUUUCAAAACAGGAACAAUUGGAUAUGCAGGCCCGUUGCUAUCUUAAUAUUGGUGUUGUGAAAGAACAUUUGGAAGAAUUCCAAGAGUCAAUUACAUAUAUUGAAAAAGCUAUAAAAAUUAGUAAAUCGCAUGACCUAUUUGAAUUAACCCACUUAUGUUAUAUUUCGAUGAGUUUGCUAUAUUUUUAUAAAAUGCAUGACUCGACAAUAGCAUUACGGUACUGCAAUUUGGCGUUGGAGGUAGCGAAGCGUUUGCCGAAUAGGGUCAAGAAAAUUUGCGAAACACUUAUUACAAAGUCGGAGAUUUUAAUUAAAGAUGGCGAUUUUGCCAGUGCUAAACAAAUAUUAACUAAAGCUUAUAAGAAGAACACACCUGAUGAAAAUGACCGAAAUGCGAUUGAGAAAUCAUUACGGGUUGUCGUAAAGAUUUGUCAAAUUUUAGACGAAUUGGUCACAACCAGCUCUUUAGACUAUUCGAAACGGAAAAGUUUGUAUGAGAAACUAGGUGAUGGUUGCUGUCAACUACAAAAUUAUUCUAAAGCUAUUGAGUACUAUCAGCAAAUGUUAAGUUGCGCUGAGAAAAAUUUGGAUCCCCCGAAAAAUUUAAUUCCAAUCUAUGUGAGUCUCUAUCAGACUUAUAAAGAUAAUAAAGAAUAUGAUCAGGCGCUGGUGUAUCUGUGGAAGGAAUAUGAGCUUAAUAAGGAUAUUCCGUCUGAGGCAUUCUCAACGCUUUGUGCAAUAGCCGAAGUGUGUGAGCAUCAACGACAAUCGUUUUGGACAAUACAAGAUAUUUAUCAAAAGGCGAAGCAGCAAGUAGCAAAAAACACUAAUGAACGCGAGCGAGCACAACAAGAACGUGUCGUGUUUGUGCGUUUGAAGCGUCUUAUGUUAAAACACAAGAUGCAAAUGCUUGUAGAUGAGUUGUUGGAAGAAGCAAAAGAGAAAGGCAUACAUAUAGAAAACGACGACGAUGGAAAUAGCGACACUGAGUCAGAUGACAACGCGGCGACAGUCAUUGAAGAAAAUACGCCAGAGCUUGGCGAUGAUGUGUGUCUUGAUGAUUUAACCGAUUCAGAUAUGAGUGACUUAGAUGAGACAGAAAAACCACGGCCUCAUCGGGCAACACGAGGAGUUCGUGCCCUCACAAUAAAGCGUAAUAAUAAAGGCGAAACGCAGUUGCAUCAGGCGUGUAUAGCGGGAAAUAUAGAGUUGGUGCGCCGACUUCUUGACCAAGGUCAUGUGGUUAACGUCCGCGAUCAUGCUGGGUGGAUUCCUUUGCACGAGGCCAGCAAUCAUGGCUUUCGCGAUAUAGUAGAGCUACUGUUAGACCGUGGAGCUGCUGUUGCUAUUAAUGAUAAGGGUGGUAUAAGUUGUGAUGGAAUAACCCCACUUUAUGAUGCCUGUUCGAAUGGAUUUCUCGAUGUAGUAGAACUGCUCUUAGAUCGUGGUGCAGAUACGGCUAUCAAAACCGAUUUUGGUGAAACUUGUCUGAAUGGUUUGGAUAAAUGGCGACGUUCAGCUAUGCUAACCGAUGGUGAGCAAGCCCAUUAUGAAGAGAUUAGAUCUAGGCUUGUGGCAACACUUUCGAAGACAGGAAUUUGUAAGAAAUCGGCAGCACCUUUAACAAAUGCUCAAGUAGAAUCUGCAACAGAUGCUGAAUCGGAUAGCGGUGACACAACUUUGGUGGAGGAAGAACUGUAUAGUAGUUCUAGAAAACGUACUAGUCUAAAUCGUUCUGAAAUUAAAAAAGUUGGAAAGGAAUCGAAUAAAAAGUCUCCACGUGACAAAUCCGCUGGCAUGGAGUACAAAACAGUAAUGGCGCAGUUGAAACAUCCGAAUCGUGCAAACACAUUUGAAGAGGAUACCUUUGACGACUUAAGUUGCGUGCCGGGUUCGUCAAUUUCGAUAAAAACUCGACGCAGUGCAUUAUUGAAUGAGGACGAAAUAGAUGAUAAUGAAUGGUUAAUUGAUGAUUUGGGUCCAGAACGCAAAAAACGACGUUUCCACACACCAAUCAAAGAAAUAGCUUCCACCUCUAAAGAAAAUCUAAAUACAGAAUCCAUGAGUUCAACAUGGUGUGCAGAUGAUGCUCUUGCACCUGAUGACGCAUUUCAAGUACUGCUGGAAGCGGCAACCGCUCCGACGAAACAGCAGCGCAAAAAGCAAACGAGCAAAUUACGUUUAUCCGGUUCGUCCAAUGUUAGCAAUUGCUCAAAUUUGUCAAUUGGCAGAGGUAAGACCAAGCAUCAAUCGUCAUUACUGGAAAAUGGCUUUUGCCGCUUUCGCAGCGAGAGUCCCAGAUCAGGUGAUGAUUUCUUUGAUUUACCGUCAACAACAAAUGAACCUGAUUCAACAACCGCAUCCAUACACCUCCUGAUAUCGCCCUCAAAAUCGUCGCCGAUUAAAGUACAAGCCGCCCCGGUCAUGCCAACAACGAUUUCAUUUAAGAUUAAAGUUGAAAAUGAGUUAUUAUUGGUGCCCGUUGAGCGAAAAAAAUUGAAUGAUGUUAACAUACGUUGGCUGGCGGAAGAGGCUGCAAGACGCUAUUACAAUUUAGUAGGAUUGAAGCCAAUUUUGCGUUUAAAAACCGCCGAUGGUUUUGCUUACGAAGAGAAUGAUUCAUUGAAUGUGGCGUUGGAGCAAAACAUGAUUUUGGCAACGGUUUUGGACUGGCAGAUAUCGCCGCUAGGCCAGCGUUACGAAGAAAUGUGUCAUCAGCUAAAAAAAGAUGUUAAUAGUGCAGUAUUGUUUGCAUUGGAGCAAACAGAGACAUCGAAUAUGAUCUGUUUAGCUGACUUUUGGCUCCUACCACCCAUCACCGAGCCUAUAUUCAAGGCAGUGCUGCAUCAAGCCAACCUGCGAGUAAUUAAUUUAAAAAAUAAUUUCAUACAAAACGACGGUUGCCGUCAGUUGGCCAAGUCCUUGCCCACACUGAGGCAGCUGAAAACGUUAAAUUUACAAGGCAACCUUAUAUCUUCGGAAGGGGUAGAUAUACUACUCUCAAUACCAAGUGGACUUGAGGAGCUCGAAGAGCUGAACUUGAGUCAAAAUCCAUUGGGCAACGACUGUUUAAGAAUUUUGGACAGGUUUUGUAGCAGCACUGCGGCUAAGUCUCUGCAACAACUGUCACUAUCGAAUUGUAAUUUAACGAAUUUGUAUGAUUUUGACUUGGCUUUCUUUCAAUUAAGUGCGAUUGAUUUGAGCUAUAAUAAGCUUACGAAUGAUUCCUUGCGUAAACUUCUAACCAAAUUAAAUGCAUCUCGCCUAAAAGAGCUUAAUUUGAGCUAUAUGCAGGAAUACACAUCUAUAGACGAACGAAAUGUGGCCAUGAAUGCUGAAACCAUCACGUCCUUCUUUGAAAGCGGCACGUGCGAGAAGUUUCGGCGCAUUAAACUUUGUGGUUGCCAUCUUAGCGAUAUGAAUUUAUAUAAAAUAUCCGAGAAUCUUCUAAAGGCUUGUGACUUAGAUCUACUUGACGUGAGUGAUAAUAACAAAUUAAGUGGCGCCACUUUUCUAACUAUAUUAUCGAAGAUUUCACACUUGCGAAAGCUUUGCGCUCUGAAUUGCGUGCACUUUGUUGAUGAGGAACGCUUGGAGAAAGUGCAGCAAUUGAAGCAAAUGCCAAGUUUUUUAUCCCUUACUUUAGGCGAUACAUGCAAUGAAUAUGAGCCGCGGCUGCGCAGUUUAUGGCAAUCACAUUGGGGCGAUAAAGCGAAAAUGAAAACAUUUUCCGGGUGCUUGAUAUUGUAUAUAAAUGAACAGGAUUUGCUUCAGCAUUGGUGAUAGAUAUACGGUUGAUUUUACGAACCCUUCUGAAGAUUAAACAUUUUCACAUGUUUCCCUAUGAUAACAAUCAGGAUAUUUUGAUUAACGUAAGAGUUUUAUGAUUGUAAUGAAGAAAACUUUGAUAGUUAUUAAUUGUCAUAAGUAUAUAUUAAGGAUCAAAUUUGUACAUAUACUUAUAUAAAGUACAACAAAACUGUGCCAAUUACAAAUAAAUUAAAUUUUUGUUAUUAAAAAAAUAGCAUAUUGGAAUCAACCGUGCAUAGGUCGGGUGCACCUAGUCGGAAUGGUCUCGGAUUUCCAAAAAAGAAUAUCAACUAUGAGUCUUGAUUGCCUCGCAUUAGCAAGAAGAAGGUACCCAGGCCGAUUGCAUUUAGCAGUGCUGCUCUAAUUUCUCUCAGCACAAAAGGGAUUUAGAGCGUCAAAUCAACCUCCAGACACAUACUGCUGAUUAAUAAUAUUAGUUUCAUUGAAGACAAGUUCAUAAUGGUCCAACAGAUUUGAUAGACUACUGCACAAUUCAAAGCCAGAAUGUCCGUUCUCAACUCAUCGAACUCAAUGCCCUAUAACCUGUGGUAACCGCAAGUAGAUAACUACAAAAACCGUACCUUAUUUAUAUGAUUGGCACUGUAUAUAAAACAAUUUAAGCUUUUGAGACAUAGUAUGUACGUAUGUCUCUUUGGCAUUGCUAUCAGUAAACAUACAAAACUGGUAUUUCAGCGAUAACAAAUGUUUCACUAAGCAGAGACAUACAUAUGUAACUAGCCACCCCAAGGCGGACAACAAUCUCGUUCUCGUAAUUG